GAGCAACAGAAUGUGCAUUAGCAAUUAUUUACUCGGCAGAAUAUGCCGAGGGUCCCGGAAUCGUGCAAGAAAAUAGAUCUGGUUAAGUGGGAAAAUGUAUUUAAGUUUAUUAAAGAAUGCAACUACCUGUUUAGCGUAUAAUCAAUGCAGGUCAUUGAGGUAGCUACCAUCGAAUGUUGCUUUACUAAAUGACCAGCGUUGGCAACGCGAGUCUUAAUAUCCGACAUCACGUAAAGGCAUCUUGACUGAGCAUAGUCUUUGAAGUUGGACAGUGUGACAGUUCCAGUGUCUCGCCGUCAAUUCGUCUGGAAGAACGUUUAAAAGCCUUACACGUGGUAUUAGUUAGUUAAGCCACGGGUCAUGUUUUACUCCCCCCCUCCGUCGGUGAGGGACGUAUGUGAGGCCGCAGUGUGACGGACAGGGCGAGGGGGACCGGAGACGCGUCACUAGUAGACGCUCAGGAGGCGCACGUGGGCCAGAUGCCGUCACAGUUUGAAGGCGACCUCCGCGCCGCGCCAGGAACACAGGAAGAAGAAGAAGAAGAAGAAGCGAGCGCUACUACGCGGAUGUAAGACGAUGUUCCGCGCUGUGCGCCACCACACGCGCCCCGCUUAUUAUCUCUCCUCCUCCGCUUUGAUGUUUUAGCGACACGCGAGAGCCGCCAGCCAAGCCCCGUUCGCCCACCGCUCUCCGCGGACUAUUCGGUGCGCGUUUUUGAGCCACGAGUUAAGACUUUUUUUUUAGGGGACAGUGAGCGAAGGAGUGUUUGAGGAAACAUGGGGACUCAGGGAACAGGACGGAAAAGGUCCACCAAGAAGGAGAAGUCGACGGCCGAGGACGAUGCCCUCAAUCUCAUAGCGAGAGAGGCCGAGGCCAGGCUUGCAGCCAAGAGGGCAGCCAGGGCAGAGGCCAGAGAGAUCCGCAUGAAGGAGCUGGAGCGACAGCAGAAGGAGAUCUUUCAGGUGCAGAAGAAAUAUUAUGGCUUGGACACCAAAUUAGACGACCGCACAGACAGCAAAUGGGGAGAUAUUGAACAGUGGAUGGAGGACAGUGAGAGGUACUCACGUUCUUCGCGGAUACAAACGCUCUCAGACGACGAUGAGCGGGUGUCUGUGGGAAGCCGGGGCAGCGUCAGGUCUGAUCUCGAUGCAGUUGGGGCUUAUGGUGGAGGGGACUCAAUAAAGAAGUCAAAGAAAAAGAAGAAACAUAAGCACAAAGAUAGGAGCGGCUGUGAUGACGACUACAGCGUCGUCUCCAGCAGGAGCUCGAGACUCAGUGAUGAAAGCAGAGCGUCUCGCUCCUCCAGGCUCGAUCUCACGAGCUCCAGACUGAGUGAUGACACCCGGGUGUCUCGUGCCUCCAGACUAGACCUGCAGCCGGCCUCUUAUGCUUCCUCAGACUUGUACAGCUUCAAUGGUCUAUCCUCUUCCAGAAAUGGCUACCAGAGCUCCUUAUAUGAAGACGGCCUCGGCGGCGGGUCACAACGAGUCUCUGGCUCCAGCUCUCGUACUUUACAGUACUCUAGUUAUCGCAGCUCUGGCUCCAGAGCCUCGUCAAGGGCCGGUUCGGCCCGCACCAGCCCAGUGGAACACAGCGGCUCCGUUGCCAGUUUUCUGAGGAGCUCGGCCGGUAGCGGCGGUCUCCCCCAGGACCUGGACGAUGUUACUAUUCCUGACUUUCCCCAUGUGGAGGACAGAGAUUAUCUUGAGAAGGGGUCGCGAGCAGCUUCUGCCUUGACUGCAGCGACCCUCACCUCGGUAGGCGGGACAUCCUCGCGGAGAGGAAGUGGCGAGACGGCCAUUACUAUAGAUGCAGAGACUUCUAUACGGGAAAUCAAGGAGAUUCACGAACUGAAGGAUCAGAUUCAAGAUGUGGAAUCCAAGUACACACAGAACCUAAAAGAAGUCAAGGAUGCUUUAGGAGAAGUUGAGGAGAAGUACCGUAAGGCCAUGGUGUCCAAUGCCCAGCUGGAUAACGAGAAGAACAACCUGAUGUACCAGGUGGACACGCUGAAGGACUCGCUCAUGGAGCUGGAGGAGCUGCUGUGUGAGUCCCGCCGAGGGUACGAGGACAAAGUCAAGGAAUACGAGCGAGAGAAACACAGCCACGCUUUGCUUCAGUUCCAGUUCACUGAAAUGAAAGAGACGCUAAAACAAAGUGAAGAGCUGCUAAAUGACAUCCGUCAGCUGCGUAUCAAGCAGGAAGGUUUUGUUAGAGAAAUCUCUGACCUGCAGGAGACGGUGGAGUGGAAGGAUAAGAAGAUUGGGGCCUUAGAGCGACAGAAAGAAUAUACGGACGCUAUUCGCAUUGAGCGAGAUGAGCUCAGGGAAGAGACGGUGAAGCUGAAAGACAUUCUGAAGAAACAUGGAAUAGUACUGGGUCCUGAUCUCAACAUCAAUGGAGAGCUGGGGGAGGCAGAGGUGGCGGAGUCCCCCGGUGUAGACCCUGUCACCCAACCGGCUGCAGACUCUCAGAGCACCCCGACGGAGGGCCACAGCAUGCUCGGCAACACAGAGGAGACUCCGUUGAGAAGUAGCAGAGAGGAAGAGGCGGCUCCAGAGCAGCAUCGACUAAUGUUUGACGAAGUAAAACUGCAUCACGUGAGCUGUGAUGCACUCUGUACUGCUGCUGGUGUGUCCACUCUGGAAACAUCUGGAGAAGAACCAGCAACAUGCUUCGAGGAGAUACAGGACACAGAUACAGGAGAACAAAAUGUUGCCAAAGGUGCCCUCGUCGAGGACUUGAAUGUUAUUGAUCGAUCAAUCACAGAAGCCAAAGAUAGAAUCAUUUGCAGCCCUCAGCUUCAAGAGAUUGUAAAAAGUUCUGAGGGAAAUGUUCCAAUAACCAAAAUACCCAAAGGGGGAGAUGUAAGGGAGAUGGAACCCGAAGUCCAAAGUGUUAACUCAAAUUGUGAUGACCUCAGAGAGUCCUGUGAAAACCUUAUUAAGGAACAACACAACAAACCGGAAGAUGGAGGCAGCGACCUGCAAAGUACAAAAUCAUGUCCUCAGCAAAUAGUUGAUGUUUUGACAGAAAGUUUACGCGAUGAGGGCAACCAGACCGUGUCAAACACUGAACACCAGCAAGAGCCCGAGGAGGCAGAAGAGGCAGAGAACGACGAGGCGGAGGAGAUGCCGGGUAAAUGUCAGCCUCAGGGCGCCGCUGCUUCAGGGAAGAAGAAGAAAAGGAAGCGGCGAGGUAAAAAGAAAGGAACUCACGAGGAUAAGAACCAAGCGAAUGAAGGAUCUGAUCCAGAAAAGGGCAAAAAAGAAAUUCACAACAAAUUGGGUGCAAAGAAUAAUGGGCCACCAGCAGAACCCGGACUCCACGGCUCUGCUAGUGGAUCCCUCGGUGAGCCAAGGGUGGAUAAAGAACCCAGGGACCCCAAUUUUACCAAUGAAUCGCUGACGGAAGCAGCAGUCGAACCUGUUACAGAUGAGCAAGACCACCAGCACGAGGUGGAAACGAAACCUCCAGCAACUCCCGAAGAAGAAAUGAUGGAUAAUGUUACAGACAAACACAGCUGGGGACUAAAUCUGGAAACUGAAACUGUAAAAGACGUAGAGGCAGUGGCUCUCGCUAAACCUAUUUCUCCCAAUAAAACUCUCAAUGACUGCAGAAAGGAUGAGCGAGAUGAGGAACAAACUGUGGAACCUGACAAAGUAGAGGAGCUGGGAGCUAGAUCUGUAAGUCCGGUUCCAGAGACCAACCUCAGCACUUCUGAUCUCACUGUCACCGCUAAAGGCGCUGAGAGCACAGAUGGCUCGUCCACUGUCAUCCACGGUGAGUCUCAUGUUGUUCAAAGUGUAGAGGAUCAAGUUGGUUCUGUCGAUGCGAUGCAAUCUGAUUGUGCCACUAAAAACCCAAAGAACGCCUUUGAAACCAGCUGUAAGGACAACGAAGAAUUGCAUGUCCUAAGCAAUGAGGACAUUGCUGCGGAUCCAUCUGAACCCACAAGGCACCCUGAGAGUAAGGAGAAGGCGUCCCAGUCCCAGUCCUCCCCUGAUGUCUCCGCCGACAACUCGUCUGGCUCAACGCCGCCGGCAGCACAGAACUCGUGCAACGCUGACGCUUUGGUCCAGGUUUCUUGUGGCGGUCCGGAGGAGGCUCCUAAUGGGGGAGAUUCAGAGCUAAAAGCAGACAGAACCAAAGAGGAGGAGCUGGACAGACGCUUGAUCCCUGAAGAUUUAGUCGAGCCAGACCACUCGCCUACUGAAAGUGGGGACUGUUGUGACAGCGCAUCAUUAACAGAAAACCCUGAUGGCUUGGACUCUGUGAAGAGUCUGGUAGAGACAGUUGGAGCAGUGCAGGCUGAACUGGGUCACGGAAGCCAGGACGAGUCCGCUGCCAAAGUAUCCUCUGAGACCGAAAAGAUCAAUACCACAGACGCAUUGCAAACGUCCGACUCUCCCAGAGGAGCCACGGAGAUCUGUUUGUCAUCGGAGCAGGACCACCAAGCUGAUCCAGAAUGUGGAAACCAAAUGAGCUCAAAUGAUCCGCACAGCGAGAGUCCGCAAUCACAUGAACCCAGCAAAGACGAGCCCGAGGAUGAAGAUGUCUCUCAACCCACCCUGCGGGAUACCGAUGAAGAGGAUGAAGGCCAUUCUUUUGAUUUCGACGACAUGGACUCUGCCGUAGCAACAAGUCUCCUGGGAAACCCCAGUCUGGAAGAAGUGGAAGAGGGAGUUGAAGUCAUGCCGGACGAAGGCAACGAUGGUAGUUCGACAGGUGCGGAUGGCGCAGACGAGCCAGCGGAAGGCCCGCGCGAUGGGGGCCACCGGGGAGACACCGGACCUUCAGACAACCCAAACUCCCGUGAGGACGCCUCGUCUCAGCAGGCGGAACGCAUGGAACUCGUGUCUGAAAAGCAGACUGAGAUUUUAGAGGAAGCAGAUGAGCACAUUCCAGAGGAAGGAGAGGUGUGUGUUGUUGCAGAGGACAUCGACCAAGUGGCGUCUCUGCCCGUAGAGGAAGGACUAGAUGCCGCUAAGCAUGAAGAUCUCCCUCAGAGAGCACAAGGGGACAGCAGUAAGGAGCCCCAGCAGGCAGGGAAAGAGAUGAAGAGGACCAGCAAGAGAGGCAAGGGCAAGGGCAAAGAGGACUGUAAGAUGUCUUAGUGUAGAGAGGGUAUGUAGUAGGGAUAUAGAUCACUUCAUCAGUCUUCGCUUGGUCCUGUAAUAUACCCCUUUCAAAAUAAAUAUAUGUUUGUCAAUCAUUUUGAAUUGAGUGUGUGUGAGCCGUCUAAAGGACAGAUGUCAGAACCGCUACCAGAGCAUAACCUGCACGGUGAUGGUGGAUCUCACUACUGGACAAUAUCCUGCUAUGUCAUGUGACAUGGGUUGUUAUUAUUGCACAUUCAUCACGCUGCUGCUGCUGGUGAUGAGUCUUGGAGGGACAGCAUCGCAUUACUUUUCCUCUCGCUACAAUCUACGACUUGUUCAUUCCACAGGUGUAUAAUUAAAACAACGUUUAUGUUAAUUAUUCAUUUGUUGGUUAGCAACUAGCUUUUACAUGUUGCACCUGUAAUUCUGAUGAUUAAAAUGUAAUUAAAAAGUGCUUGGAGGCCCUGAUCUGUUCUCAGGAGUGAUACCGUGUUUGAAUGCUAUUUCCAUGGACAAUAAUGGGAUGUGAUACGUGCAUUUUAAUUUUAAUUUUGUUGCAAAAAUGCCAAUAAAUGCCCUGCUGUUAACACCUUGAAAAGUUGAUCUAAAUGCAUUUUUUGUUGGAAUGAACAGUGCAUAAUGUCUCCAUGUAGGUCUCAUGUGUUGUUGUACCUCAGAGUGGUCGCGUAGUGGAAAUGUGCUCUUGCAUUGACACUCUACUCCACAAUUUGUGCAUGCUAACAACCCCUAACCCCCCCCCACCCCUCCCCCCUCCUCCACACA
This is a messenger RNA of Pungitius pungitius (ninespine stickleback), 5885 nucleotides long. It is a transcript of the gene lrrfip1a, whose product is annotated as leucine rich repeat (in FLII) interacting protein 1a. The coding region runs from base 777 to 5117 and encodes 1446 amino acids. Gene Ontology annotation, molecular function: RNA polymerase II cis-regulatory region sequence-specific DNA binding; DNA-binding transcription factor activity, RNA polymerase II-specific. The transcript has 24 exons. Gene Ontology annotation, biological process: regulation of transcription by RNA polymerase II. NCBI's taxonomy places the organism in Eukaryota, Metazoa, Chordata, Actinopteri, Perciformes, Gasterosteidae. The record is from RefSeq and is a predicted model, not a curated record.